Misgurnus anguillicaudatus (oriental weatherfish) is the source of this 2039-nucleotide messenger RNA. The record is from RefSeq and is a predicted model, not a curated record. Lineage: Eukaryota; Metazoa; Chordata; Actinopteri; Cypriniformes; Cobitidae.
GCAGGAUUUGUCAUCAUUGGACUUCCUCCUCACGCUUUUCUGUGCACUUGACUGGUGAUCGGCUGUAAUUCAUAUUAGCAGCUUCAGACGGAAGAACAUCGAAAUCUUUUCAUCAUGAGUCUCAUCAGCGACCCAAACUAUCUCAAACUGGAGCAAUGGUACAAAUCCAACGCCGGAAACCUCAACAUGAGGCAGAUGUUCGAGGCGGACCAAGAGAGAUUCAACAAGUUCAGUUUAAAGCUGGCGACAGAUGAUGGAGAUUUCCUGUUGGAUUACUCAAAGAAUCUCAUCAAUAAAGAAGUCCUGGGCAUGCUCUUUGACAUGGCACGAUCCGUGGGUGUUGAGGCAGCCAGAGAGAAGAUGUUUACAGGAGAGAAGAUCAACUUCACUGAGGGUCGAGCUGUUCUCCACGUUGCUCUGAGAAAUUGCUCAAACACUCCCAUCCUGGUGGAUGGUAAAGAUGUGAUGCCUGAGGUCAACCGAGUUCUGGAGCAGAUGAAGAAAUUUUGCCAUAAAGUGCGCAGUGGUGAGUGGAAAGGCUUCAGUGGUAAAUCCAUCACUGAUGUGGUGAACAUUGGCAUUGGAGGAUCUGAUCUGGGUCCUCUUAUGGUAACUGAAGCUCUGAAGCCGUACUCUAAAGGAGGACCCAACGUCUGGUUCGUCUCAAAUAUCGAUGGCACGCACAUGGCCAAGACCCUCGCCCAGCUGAACGCUGAGACCACCCUCUUCAUCAUUGCAUCCAAGACGUUCACCACGCAGGAGACCAUCACUAAUGCAGAAACAGCCAAAGAAUGGUUUCUUCGGGCCUCUAAUGAUCCAUCUGCCGUGGCCAAACAUUUCGUGGCUCUUUCUACAAACGCACCGAAAGUGAGGGACUUUGGUAUCGACACCAACAACAUGUUUGAGUUUUGGGAUUGGGUCGGCGGGCGUUACUCACUGUGGUCGGCUAUUGGUUUGUCCAUUGCACUGCACGUAGGAUUUGACAACUUCCAGCAGCUGCUUGCUGGUGCUCAUUGGAUGGAUAACCACUUCCGCUCUGCUCCUCUGGAGGAAAACGCUCCGGUCAUACUGGCAUUGCUCGGCGUCUGGUACGCCAACUUCUUCCAGGCUGAGACGCAUGCCCUGCUGCCCUACGAUCAGUACAUGCACCGCUUCGCUGCUUACUUCCAACAGGGAGACAUGGAGUCCAACGGGAAGUACAUCACAAAGUCUGGCGUUCGCGUGAAUUACCACACCGGACCCAUCGUGUGGGGGGAACCAGGAACCAACGGGCAGCACGCUUUCUACCAGCUCAUUCAUCAGGGCACACGCUUGAUUCCAGCUGACUUCCUCAUACCAGCUCAGAGUCAGCAUCCAAUCAGAGAUAACCUACAUCACAAGAUCCUGAUGGCAAACUUCCUGGCUCAGACGGAGGCUCUGAUGAGAGGAAAAACCUCUGAGGAGGCUAAGAAGGAGCUCCAAGCUGCUGGGAUGUCUGGAGAGCCGCUGGAGAAACUCUUGCCUCAUAAAGUAUUUGAAGGAAACAAGCCAAGCAACUCUAUCAUCUUCAAGAAACUUACACCCUUCAUGCUCGGUGCAUUAGUUGCCAUGUAUGAGCACAAGAUCUUUGUGCAAGGUGUGAUUUGGGACAUCAACAGCUAUGACCAGUGGGGUGUGGAACUGGGCAAGCAGCUGGCCAAGAAGAUCGAACCCGAGCUGCAGGAUGAUGCGGAGGUUCAUUCCCACGAUUCCUCUACAAACGGUCUCAUCAGUUUCUUCAAGAAGAAUCGCUCUUAAACAUUUCCUGACUGCAUCGUUUUCAAUCCCUAACCCCCCUCUGCUGGCCUCCUCGUUCACAGGGAUUCGUGAAUUAUGUAUUAAUGCUUUGCAUAGUUCAGACCAGAUAGGCCUGGUCAAGGAGAAUGAGCACUUUAUGUCUGUCAUCAUGUCUAAGCCAUGAGAUUCUUGUGUGUUGUGAAAGAUUUGACUGUCUGUAUGCACUGCUCAGUCUAGAUACUGUCUCCUCUGGACCAACAAACCACAUUAAAUGUGUUACUGUA